This is a messenger RNA of Oryza brachyantha (malo sina), 1197 nucleotides long. RefSeq names its product cyclin-dependent kinase B1-1. Gene Ontology annotation, molecular function: cyclin-dependent protein serine/threonine kinase activity; cyclin binding; ATP binding. Lineage: Eukaryota; Viridiplantae; Streptophyta; Magnoliopsida; Poales; Poaceae. Gene Ontology annotation, biological process: regulation of gene expression; protein phosphorylation; G1/S transition of mitotic cell cycle. Bases 68 to 979 code for a protein of 303 amino acids. Gene Ontology annotation, cellular component: cyclin-dependent protein kinase holoenzyme complex; cytoplasm; nucleus. The record is from RefSeq and is a predicted model, not a curated record. The transcript has 7 exons.
CACUCGCACGCCCCUCGCCGCCGCGCCUAGGGUUUCACGCGACGAAGGUAGGAAGCUUGGAGGGGCCAUGGAGAAGUACGAGAAGCUGGAGAAGGUCGGGGAAGGGACGUACGGGAAGGUGUACAAGGCGCAGGACAGGGCGACGGGGCAGCUGGUGGCGCUGAAGAAGACGCGGCUGGAGAUGGACGAGGAGGGGAUCCCGCCCACCGCGCUGCGGGAGAUCUCCCUCCUCCGCCUCCUCUCCCAGUCCGUCUACGUCGUCCGCCUCCUCUCCGUCGAGCAGGCCACCAAGAACGGCAAGCCCGUGCUCUACCUCGUCUUCGAGUUCCUCGACACCGACCUCAAGAAGUUCGUCGACGCCUUCCGCAAGGGGCCCAACCCACGCCCGCUCCCCACCAACGUCAUCAAGAACUUCUUGUAUCAGUUAUGCAAAGGAGUUGCACAUUGCCACAGCCAUGGUGUCCUUCACCGCGAUUUAAAGCCACAAAACCUGUUGGUUGACAAGGAAAAGGGGAUACUGAAAAUUGCAGAUCUUGGGCUAGGGAGGGCGUUCACUGUUCCUAUGAAAAGCUACACACAUGAGAUUGUGACUCUUUGGUAUAGAGCUCCUGAAGUUUUGCUUGGAUCAACACAUUACUCAACCGGUGUUGACAUCUGGUCCGUUGGAUGCAUCUUCGCUGAAAUGGUCAGAAGACAAGCACUUUUUCCAGGUGACUCUGAGUUGCAACAGUUGCUUCACAUUUUCAGGUUGCUCGGAACUCCUAAUGAGGAGCAGUGGCCCGGAGUAACUGAUUUGAGGGACUGGCAUGAGUUUCCCCAGUGGAAGCCACAGAGUUUGGAACGUUCUGUUCCAUCACUAGAACCUGAAGGAGUGGACCUAUUAUCGAAAAUGCUCCAGUAUGAUCCGGCAAAUCGGAUCUCAGCAAAGUCUGCAAUGGAGCAUCCCUACUUUGACAGCCUCGACAAGUCUCAGUUCUAAGUAUGCCGUGUGAUUGACAAAGUCCCUGUUCUGUUGUGUCAUUUGAUUCUGAACGUGUUGCUGUCUACUUUGUGAUCCAACAAGGAAAUGUGUUUGCCAUCUAGGCAACUUGAACACAUUUUGAAUGUAAAAUGGGUAUGUUUUUCUAUGCCAUGGCAUAUAUGUAUUAUUAUGGACAAGAAGGUUGCAAUAUAUUAUUUGCAUGUUUAGCUUUUACA